CACCGUUCGCGUUCAAAAACGGAGAAGAGUGGCCUCGGCUUAUCCCUCGCGCCGCACACGCGAGGACGCCGCGCGCGCGCACCUUCGGGGCUCACGACCCGUCCGGAUCGACGCACCCUCGCGUAUCGACCGCUCGACGCCCCUCGCUCCCUCGAUCCGCGUCCGCGACCGACCCACCGCGUCGUCUCAGCCCUAGCGCGUUAACGACCACGCAAACGAGAAAAGAGGCACCUCCCAGACAGAUCCCGCGACCAACAUGGCGGUGGUCCCGAAUCGCAACGACAGCGAACGAUCGAUGAACGUCUCCUUCGCGGAGGGCGAGGGGUCGGCGGCGACGAACAAGGAGCGCUUCGAGAAGCUCAAGGCGAGCCGCCAGAAGUACAAGGACCAGGCCACCGAGGCGAAGCUCCGAUGCGUCAACCUCGAGCGGCAACUCUCCAUGCUCGUCCAGCAGCUCGAGUCCUCCGCCGCCGCCGGCGUCGGCGUCGGCAACGGAAACGACGACGAGGGUAAGGCGCGAAUGGAGGCGGAGAUUCGCGAGCUCAAGGCGCGCCUCGCGUCCGCCUCCGCGACGGUGGACAAGCUCGACGAUCAGCUCGCCGACUGCGCCAGGCGUCUCUCCAUCGCCAACGCGUCGCUCGCCAAGGCGCACUCGGACGCGAAGGAGUGGCGGGCGAAGGCGGAGCGGGCGACGUCGACGAUGGUCGGCGGCGGUGGUGCGUACGAGUACAUGUGCGGGGCGGUGCUCGGGGCGGGGACCGUGGCGGCGGCGGGGUACGUGGCCUUGACGUACAUGAUGAAGCGGUGACUUGACGCGACGCGGGUGAUGCGAGUAUGUGCUAAACCCUUUAGAUGUGCUACACCCUCGGGCGAGGGACUUUCAACGACAACGAUUCACGCGCGCUUGUGUGCACGCGCGUUUUGAUUUUGUCGUCAUCGAGUCUCGGUCGCGACGACGCUCACGCUCGGGGUGGACGGCGGGGAUCGGUAAAGUGACGAAAGUGCAGCUCUAGGCGGUUAUUAGGUAAAUCGCCGAUAAUCUCUCGGCAGGGGGAGAGAUUGGGGUCGACCGACGCGCGCGGCGGCGAGGAGAGCGCGUUGUUGCCUCGGGGAAAAAUGGCCUUGUCGGCGCUGGGCGAUUUUUUGUCUGUGACGCACGCGAGGCGCGAGGGGAGUCGACAGCGAAGGCGUUGUUCAAAUCGUAUCACAAGCUGCUAACGCAUCGCCAGUC
This is a messenger RNA of Micromonas commoda, 1231 nucleotides long. RefSeq lists its product with no specific name. The coding region runs from base 257 to 808 and encodes 183 amino acids. Lineage: Eukaryota; Viridiplantae; Chlorophyta; Mamiellophyceae; Mamiellales; Mamiellaceae. The transcript has a single exon. The record is from RefSeq and is a predicted model, not a curated record.